Messenger RNA from Entrophospora candida, 690 nucleotides. NCBI's taxonomy places the organism in Eukaryota, Fungi, Glomeromycota, Glomeromycetes, Entrophosporales, Entrophosporaceae. The record is from the annotation of a GenBank genome assembly.
GUGCAUAUUUAAGAUAUAAUUCAUAUAAUAGUGUUGAGGCAUUAAAAAAGGAUAUUAUAGAUAAAUGUCCUAUAAAAAUAGACAUUGGACCAAUAUACACUGCAAGGCCAGUAGAUAAGAGAUCCCUUAAACCAUCAGCAUUUAAGCCAGUUGAAAAGGAAUUGGUAUUUGAUAUUGAUAUGACAGAUUAUGAUGAGAUUAGAACAUCACACAUAAUUCACACAACUGUUUGUGAUGAAAUUGCCAGAAAAUUAAAUGACAGUGAGAGAAAGGCUAUUGUAUCAUACUUGGAAGUUAUUAAGGGUGGCACACAAGCACAGAAAAGAGUUAACCUUGGUGGGUACUUGCAUCCUUCCAUAAGUCGAUCUUUAAGUAUAAUAAACCAAUAUUUUGAUGACUUAAUAUUGAAGGAUCAAGAUGUUUUGAAAGAUGAAAAUUGUUGGAAUAAAGUAUUAGGAUGUAUUCCUAAUGAAGAAAUAAAAAACACUUUAACAAAACAUUGGUUGGAAAACCCAUUGCAAACAUCUUCAGAUAGGUGGAGGAAUAUAACAGAUGAAUUAAAUAAAAAAAAGUUACCAAUGUGUAAAAAUGAAAUCAUCCUUCAAUAUGCAUAUCCAAGGUUUGAUAGAGCAGUAUCAAUAAGCAUUAAUCACUUAUUGAAAAGUCCAUUUUGUGUACAUCCUGAUACAG